Styela clava is the source of this 4872-nucleotide messenger RNA. Its product is annotated as voltage-gated inwardly rectifying potassium channel KCNH7-like. Gene Ontology annotation, molecular function: voltage-gated potassium channel activity. Gene Ontology annotation, biological process: potassium ion transmembrane transport; regulation of membrane potential. The record is from RefSeq and is a predicted model, not a curated record. Lineage: Eukaryota; Metazoa; Chordata; Ascidiacea; Stolidobranchia; Styelidae. Gene Ontology annotation, cellular component: plasma membrane.
UAACAUAUUCUUAGGCUAGUUCUAUAGGUUCUUUACUCGUCGCGUGAUACUACCGAGAACAAUCAUUCAAUAUGCGGGGAAGAAAAGGCGUAUUGGCACCGCAGAAUUCAUUCUUGAACACGAUAGCAACUAGGUUUUAUGGAACCCAAAGUUGUUUUAUUCUCGGAAGUGCACAGAUACCUGGUGUAUAUCGCAUCGUAUAUUGUUCAGAUGGAUUCUGCAAACUAACUGGUCAUCCACAAGCGCAGGUCAUGCAAAAAAGUUGCACUUGCAGUUUUUUGUACGGAAAAAAGACGAACGAUGAUGACAAAAAAGCUAUUUGGGAUUCAUUGAAUAAAAAGAAGGAAUUUCACACAAAAAUAAUGCUUUAUAGAAAAGAUGGAUCCAUGUUCGAAUGCUUACUUGAUAUCGAUCCAAUCCGUGAUAAGAGCAAAAAUGUUAUUUGGUUCAUGGUGUGUCUUAAAAACCAGAGUCCUGAAAAAGUUACGGAAGAAGAUGCAUCGGAGCUCGAAAAAAGCCUCAUGGAAUCGUCGAAAACUUUGUCUAGUCUUAAAAAAGAUUCUGAUAGCACUUCGUUGGGAGAAAUUGAAAAUUCAUCAUGUAUGCCUCAUCAGAGACGACGAAGUAGAGCAGUUCUUUAUAGUUUAUCAGGCCAUAUUGAAAGAAAAGAUUUGACCUCAUCAAGAAUAAACAGUUGUGCGUCAACUAGCAGCCUGUUUACAAGCAAUGGACAUCGUGCUUUAGAAUAUGAAGCUUUCACAGACAUCAAAAAGUCGGUAUUCAUCGUAUUGCACUACAGUAUAACAAAAAUAUUAUGGGAUUGGAUUAUUUUUUUAUGUACGUUAUACGUAGCAACCACUGUUCCGUACUAUGCAGCGUUGCAGACUUGGCCAGGACUUCAACACUUAUCAACGAACGCAAGCAACAAUACCAAUGGAACCAUCACAAAUUCAUACAGCAUACACGACCACUGUCCAACUUACGUAUUUGACGUUUUUCUAGAAUUUAUAUUUAUAUUUGAUAUACUUUUAUCUUUUCGAACAACCUUUGUGGACAAGAUGGGCCAGAUCGUUUCUCUGCCAAAACAAAUAGCGAUUAACUAUGUGAAGUCAACUUUUAUUGUGGAUUUAAUCACAGCUAUACCUUUUGACUUUAUAAGUCAUCUUCUAUCUACCUCAUGGAAGAUUUCAGCUCGAACCCCAAUUGCCAUGUUGAAAACUGUGCGACUAGCGAGGGUUCUCAAACUUUACAAAAAGAUUGACAAUUGGUCUCAAUAUCGAAUUGUCGUUUUGUUUAUGCUAAUGUUCAUGUUUGGCAUGGUGGCACAUUGGAUGGCUUGCAUAUGGUUUGGUAUAGGAUGGUCCGAAUUCCAGAAUCAAGAAUUUGUCACUUCUGGAGGGACAGGUUGGGUUUAUGAAUUGAGCGACGCGAUGCAUUUACCUUUCUAUGCAAAUAAUACGGGAGGUCCUGGAGUUCAAAGUGCAUAUUUGACUUCACUGUAUUUUACAUUGAGCAGCUUGACAAGUGUCGGAUUUGGAAAUGUAUCAGCCAAUACCAACGUGGAGAAAAUCUUUUCAAUUUGCGUCAUGAUUAUCGGAGCAAUCAUGCAUGCCGUCGUAUUUGGAAGCAUCAACGCCAUAAUUCAACGUAUGUACGAAAAACGAUCCGAGUACGACAGGAACGAACGAAAUUUGAAAGAUUUUAUCCGCGCGCGUGGAAUACCGAAACCUCUGAAAACGAGAAUGAUUGAGACAUUCCAGGCAAAAUGGGCAUUAAACAAAGGCGUCAAUGAAGAACAGGUCAUGAAACUUUUGCCUGAUAAUUUGAGAGCUGAUGUGACAAUGCAUUUGCACAAAGACUUGCUGAAUUUGCCUGUGUUCAAAAAUACGGACCAGGGUUGUAAAAGAUAUGUAUCACUCCACGCAGGCAGGAGAUUCAUUUCUCCUGGUGAUACCUUUGUACACGUUGGAGAUCCACUGGAAUAUGUUUAUCUCCUAUGCAGUGGAUCAUUGGAAGUUUCAAGAAAUGACAUAGUUUCGGCAAUUUUGAGUAAAGAUGAUCUUUUUGGUUCUGACAUUUUAAACGAUAAGAUACUUGUGUCAUUUGCUAAUGUGAAAGCUUUAACUUUCUGUGAAAUACAAUGUUUGUCAAUAGAGGGGUUGAGAAAAAUCAAAGAUUUGUAUCCAGAACACUCAGACAUCAUUGAUGAAUUGAGGGCUGAAUUUUCGUGUCAACUUUGGGAGGAAAUCAUGCUGAAUACAGAGGAAAUCGAGCGUCAGACAAAAAUUGAGAGCUGGAACCAACAUUACAGCUCUCAAGGUGAUGUUGAAGAUGACAGUGAUAAUUCAUCCUGCGUUUUUUAUCCAGCUGUUACUAUUAAUUUAAAGACUGAUAUAGAGAAGGACGUAACUGACCAGAAAAAUGCAUCGCCAUUGCAUCAAACUGAAAACAAAGAAGACGAGGAGAGUGAAGUGAUCGACUCUAAAAUAGAUGAAAUGGAGCCACUGAUAAAUUCAAAUACAAACCCUACGCCUGCAUCGGACGCACUGCCCAAAGACCAGAGUCUGGCAGAUAAACUCAAUACACAGAGUUUAAAUGCGGGAGUGCUUCAAAUUAAACGAAAAUCAUUCCAGAAGCAUUCUGUAACGAACAAUGAUGCCAUAACACCAGCAUUUGGUUCCCGGUCCUGUUUCACGAAGAAAAAACAGAAGAAAUCGGUGAAAAAGAGAGUCAGUUUCCACGAUUGUAUCAGCGAAAACAGCGCGAUUGAUAUUUCAAGAAUAAGUCAGCUCUUGGGUAAAACUGGAAACUUGCGUGAUACCAUAUUCGAGGAAGCUUCAACAACCGGACAACGGUCUGAAUGCAAUGGAGCUGUAAGAAACCCAGGUGCGUUUCGUCCAACUUUAGAAGAAACCUGUCUGAAACCCGGGGGCCAAGGAUCGAAAACACGAUCACCCCAGAUAAAAAGACGAUUGAGGAUACGCACUACAAAUGACUUGUCUGACCUAUCAGAUAGCGAUCGAAUAAACUUCUUGCCACGAACCGUGAGAUACAUACGAGACAUGAAAAAACAUAACGAGGACAUUGCACAUGGGGUCGGAAAUUCACCUGCAACUGCAACAGAGGGCAACAAACCUUUUGACAUUCCCACUUGUACUUCGAUCUCCAAACCAGCUGGAACAGCUGCAUUUACACAAUCUGAACCAGACUCUAAUCUAAUAUGCGAAGGUAAAGGAUUUCAUACUCGGAUAAACGAAGUCGAGACAGAAGUAGUAGACGAAAUAAAUGAAAAUAAGGGGAUCGUAAAGACAUCGAGUGCCAGUCCACCGUACUUUGGAACAAUAGCAGGUUUGAAAAAAAGAAGACGCCGUAGGAAGGUUACUCAGCGACAAUCUGACAAGGAUGAAAGUUCAACAUCUGCCGUAGAGGAAGAGAUUGAAAAAACAUCGAGUUCUAGUCCACCGUACUUUGGAACGAUAGAAGAUUUGAAAAAAAGAAGACGCCGUAGGAAGGUUACUCAACAACAAUCUGACAAGGAUGAAAGUUCAACAUCUUCCCUAGAAGAAGAUGUACCGGAUACGGCAUCAUCGCACAAAGUCAGAAGGCCAUCAGUGGUUGAAAUGAAACAUACUCGCGAGAGAAGUCCAAAUAGUAGGAAACAACAGCAAAGACAAAGUUGCUACGACGAAAUGUGUUCGCGACACUGCAAUUCACAACUCGAACAACUGAAAGAGAAGUUCGAUGAUUUGCAAAAUGUGGUGAUGCAGAUUUCAGUCAACAUGAAAGAAGUGUUAACCACUGUAAAGGAAAUGACAUCAAACAACCCCGAUGAGAGAUAUAUCAGAAAUACAGCCCCGAAAGAAAAACGAGAGAUACAAACUGAUGAAAAUUUAUUGGUAGAUCAGCGUCUACAAUAUGGUUAUAGUCGGUCACAUUCCAGCCACAAUUUGCGUCAGUCAGGUUUUAAAGGAAUGACGCCAUUGCCCAAAUGGUCAUCAAUGGAAAUUAUGAAAAUACCAAUAAAGUCUGAAAGGACACCAUGUGAAUAUUACCCGCAAUCCAACGUACGGCGGCACAGCACAGGUGUUUUUAACAGAGAGUAUCCGAUUGAACGUUCGAAAGAUCAAGGUUGGACACAGUAUGAAUCGGCAAACUCCUCAUCGGCUUCACGACGUUCCAAUCAUAUUUGCGCCAAUUUAAGGCGACUAAAUGGCUUCCAACACGUAGAAAGGCCGUCUCAAAUAUCUACACAGGCCGGGGGAGCGCACGCAUUGUCUCAAGAAAACACUUCGAUGCCGGAGUUUCUUCGGGCGACCAGACAUGAUGAAGCAAUUCUGCUUUCACCGACUUGUUUGCCACCGCCAUCUUAUACUUUACGGUCAUCGUCAAAUACAAAUUUUUUAGGCUCGUCAUCACAUGAGAUUAAUGCAACAACAACACAUUAUGAGGACAAUGGUAAUUGCCGCCAUAUUUCAUCACCAUUGAUCAACGACUCGUUAUGCUCGUUUCAAACUGACCCAUCACGAUGUCAAUAUGGUAUUCCUAUUCCUAACUCCAUCCCGAUGUUGACAGUGAGCACUUACAAUAACACAAAUGAAUGCAAUCCUGCUCUUCCCAAACCACAAGUAGUGCAGCAAAUACCGGGUAAUCAUCUCACUAUACCCAUGACACAACUAGGUGGAGGAUGUGAAAGUGGAUACAAUACAUCGAGUCCUUCCUUCGAAAUGUGCUUCCCAUGAGUUUUCAGAUAAGACUAAAUUAUUGGACACGUUUAGUGGCUAUAACGAUCGUUUCAAAAUUUUGUUGUUAUUGUUAUUUGUCUCCGUCUCCAUUUUUAAAAAAUCGCUAUUCUCUUCGAAUACUGGACCAAUU